Messenger RNA from Hevea brasiliensis (rubber tree), 1216 nucleotides. Its product is annotated as early nodulin-like protein 18. The record is from RefSeq and is a predicted model, not a curated record. NCBI's taxonomy places the organism in Eukaryota, Viridiplantae, Streptophyta, Magnoliopsida, Malpighiales, Euphorbiaceae. The transcript has 4 exons. Bases 181 to 912 code for a protein of 243 amino acids.
CACUUUCUCCAAAGACCUCUCUCUCUCUCUCUCAAAUAUUUUUAAAAGCAAGACCUUCUUUUGCCGCUUAUAAUGAGUUAAUGACCCAUGCCCAGAGGACUAGACACCAAAGACAAGGUCUUGAAAGUCUAAUAAGCUCUCUUUUAAUUGAUUCCCACCGCCUAAUAAUCUUGAACACCCAUGAAGAUUUCUUCCAUGCUUCUCCUUCUCCUUCUGCUCUCCCUACUCUCUCAACCUUCUCACUCCACCACAAUCCUUGUAGAUGGUGUUUCAGAGUGGAAAAACCCCAUUGUUCAUGUAGGAGACUCAAUCAUUUUUAAACACAAAUAUCACUACAAUCUCUACAUUUUCCAGAGUCAAAGAGCCUUCAAUCUCUGCAACUUCACUCAAGCCUCAAUUCUCACCAAGCCCAACUCUACCUCCUAUACGUGGUACCUAUCACGCCCUGGUUUCUACUAUUUCGGAUUCAACAAUGGCUCUCAGAAAUCUUGCAAUCAAGACUCUCAAAAACUGUUCAUAAAGGUCUCUCCACAAGCAUCACCACCACCAACACUACCCCCAUCAGAAUUCUCUCCAACAGCAACUCCAAUUCCACCACCCAUUUCCGGUGGUGAAGUGUCGUCUUCUCCAGCUUAUCCAUGGCCAUUCCGUCCUCGAGAAGCAGCAUCUUCACCAGCUCCAGAACCCAGUAGUGGCCCAAGCUCUUCACUAACAGUGCCAACGGUGGUGCCGGAUAAAGGUGGCGGCAUGCCAUUUAUCAAUAGUAAUCCAGCCGUUCCUUUGCCUACUGGUGAAGUUGAUUCCGCUACCAUACGCCCCUUGCCCGCCUCUGGUCAUCAUCAACAGGUGGCAGUGGGUUUACUUGGGGUUCACAUGACUCUAUUUUGUGUGGUAAUGCUGGUGCUACUGUAAAAAAGAGGAGAGACAAAGGGAGGGCUGCAACUUGGUGUAAAAAGAAGAAAAAGGGAAGAAUGGUUUUGAGCCAAAUAUGCACCAAGUACUUUGGUUAAAGAGUUCAAAGUAGCUUUAAGUAUGAUGAUUAUGAUGCUAUUUGGACCAUACUUUUGAAUCAUAUUUGUCACCUUUUGAUCUUUUGUUUUAGCCAUGCAAUUGAUGAUUGCUACUUUUUAUUUGUUCUUCCCCCACUCCUUUAAUCCUCUCUGUGUAUAUUUGAAUGGAAUUUUUAAGCCCCAUCACCAACUGGCUUUUAGCUAAA